CCGACACCUUCAGAAAUUUGCUCUCUGUCUCGUCUGUGUAAAGAGGAAGAGAAUAAGCGCUGUCAUAGUGUCAUUCAAAGGAAAAAUAUAGAAAGUUUGAUUCUGAUUAUUUUUAUUAUAGUCGGUUUUAUUUUUUCCUUUUUAAAGGAGUCUUAAAGAGAGAAUAGAAAAAUCUGACCUUUUCGCUUUCCCAACCUCCCGGGGAAAUCUGAAAUUUCCGACCACCUCCCUGCCUCGGAAACUCUGUCUCCGGAGCGGGAGCUUCGAGUUAUGGAAAACAUCAGAAGUCCAUUCAAGGGGAUUAUCAAAGACAUCAAGGGAAGAAGCGCGUGCUACAAGCAAGAUUGGGUCAGUGCACUUUGCUCAGGCUUUGGGAUAUUAGCUCCGACUACCUAUAUCUUCUUUGCUUCUGCUCUUCCUGUUAUUGCCUUCGGAGAGCAAUUGAGUCGAGAUACAGAUGGCACCCUCAGCACAGUGGAAACGUUGGCUUCUACAGCUAUUUGUGGAGUCAUUCAUUCCAUUUUUGGUGGGCAACCUUUGUUGAUAGUGGGUGUUGCAGAGCCAACAGUUAUAAUGUACACUUAUUUGUACAGUUUCAGCAAAGGAAGGCCAGAGUUGGGCCAGGAACUCUUUUUGGCUUGGACUGCAUGGGUCUGUGUAUGGACUGCUCUGCUGCUCAUUCUUCUUGCUAUAUUCAAUGCAUGCACCAUAAUCACCAGAUUUACAAGAAUUGCAGGAGAGCUUUUUGGCAUGUUGAUAACUGUUCUUUUCCUUCAAGAGGCUGUUAAGGGGGUGAUCAGUGAAUUCAGUAUUCCCAAAGGUGAAAAUCCUAAGUUGGAGAAAUAUCAGUUCCCCUGGCUAUAUACAAAUGGGCUGCUGGCAGUCAUUUUCUCAUUUGGGGUUCUAGUCAGCGCCCUAAAGACACGAAAGGCAAGAUCAUGGUGUUAUGGAACAGGUUGGCUUCGAGGGUUUAUUGCAGACUAUGGGGUUCCCCUAAUGGUCUUGUGUUGGACAGCACUAUCUUACACAAUACCUGGAAAAGUUGAUUCUGGAGUUCCCAGGAGGCUGUUCUGUCCACUUCUAUGGGAACCUGCAUCAUUACAUCAUUGGACAGUGAUAAAGGAUAUGGGGAAGGUUCCAAUAGUGUACAUCCUUGCAGCCUUUAUACCAGCAUUGAUGAUAGCAGGUCUAUACUUCUUCGAUCACAGUGUCGCUUCACAGAUGGCACAACAAAAGGAGUUUAACCUUAAAAAGCCCUCUGCUUACCAUUAUGAUAUCUUGUUGCUAGGAGUUAUGACUUUGAUUUGUGGCUUGCUGGGACUCCCUCCUUCAAAUGGGGUCCUUCCACAAUCUCCCAUGCACACAAAGAGCCUUGCAGUUCUCAAGAAGCAGUUGAUUCGGAAAAAAAUGGUAAAAAGUGCCAAGGAGGGCAUGUUGCAACAAGCAAGCAACUCAGAAAUUUACGGAAGGAUGCAAGCUGUGUUUAUAGAAAUGGAUGCAUCUCCUGCUCUUAUUUCAGUAGAUAAAGAGCUGAAGAACUUGAAAGAGGCUGUGAUGAAAGGUGAUGAUGGGCAGGAUGCAAAAGGAAAAUUUGAUCCUGUGAAACAUAUUGAUGCUUAUUUGCCUGUCAGAGUUAAUGAGCAAAGAAUGAGCAACCUGUUGCAAUCAUUCCUUGUGGGACUCUCAAUGUGUGCUCUGCCUGUAAUAAAAAAGAUACCUACCUCUGUACUCUGGGGAUACUUUGCCUACAUGGCCAUUGACAGCCUUCCAGGGAACCAGUUCUGGGAAAGGAUAUUGCUGCUUUUCAUCACCCCUAGUAGGCGUUACAAAGUCCUGGAAGGUGUUCAUGCAUCAUUUGUGGAGUCGGUACCUUUCAAGUCCAUUUUGCUGUUUACACUCUUCCAAUUUGUAUAUUUUCUAGUAUGUUUUGGGGUGACAUGGAUACCUAUAGCUGGAAUACUGUUUCCACUGCCGUUCUUCCUUCUCAUCAGCAUCAGACAGCACAUCCUUCCAAAGUUUUUCCAUCCUGAACAUCUUAGGGAACUAGAUGCUGCUGAGUAUGAAGAAAUUGCUGGUACACCACGAAGAAACUUAAGUAUAUCGCUCAAGGAAAGGGAACCACCUGAUUCCAGCAGCCAAGGGACUGACGACGACUUUUAUGAUGCUGAGAUAUUGGAUGAGAUGACAACCAACAGAGGAGAGUUGAAGCUUAGAACUGUAAGCUUUAAGGAAGAAAGGUUACAUCAGGUUCAUCCAGAAGGAAGUGCCUGAACUCAUCUGGAACAACAUUAAUAUUCAGUGUACAGUGAGCCUGGUAUGAUGAGGAUUGCUAGUGUUGAUCAUAAUCCUACGCCUGAUUGAAGAAACAAUCACGGUCCUAAGAAAGAAAGUCCGAGAAUGUUACCUUGUAUAGCCAGUUAAUUACCCCGAAAAAGGCUGGAAAAAAAAAUUGACAGAAAGAAAUUCAACUGCUCUCUGGUGAGAGGAAGAAAUACAGGAAUGGAAGCAUUGAAGUGUAUUUUCACCCCUUCUUUGGUUUUCAAUUUGUUAAUCCUUAAAAAUUAGGCAUAUCUGCUAGAAUAUUAACAGUGAGGAUUGAGCUCAAAUUGCCCUUCAAUCAUUGCUCUUUUUUUAGGCUAAGGAGAUGGGGGAAAGGGGAGGAGGGACAGAUUCUUUUCAUUGCUAAAUAGAUGAGGGGAUGCGGUACUUUUCAUGUUAAAAAUUGGAAUGGCCAAUUCUUUCAUUUGUUUUACUUUAGUAGAAUUAUUUCUAACUAGUCAUAAUUUGUCCAGACUAACAUACUCUUAUUGAAUCAUGAAUAUAGAUUAAUUUGUUGAGCUCUA
Molecule: messenger RNA, 2843 nt
Organism: Theobroma cacao (cacao)
Lineage: Eukaryota; Viridiplantae; Streptophyta; Magnoliopsida; Malvales; Malvaceae
Product: HCO3- transporter family
Biological process (GO): transmembrane transport; monoatomic anion transport; monoatomic ion homeostasis
Cellular component (GO): plasma membrane
Molecular function (GO): solute:inorganic anion antiporter activity
Source: RefSeq, a predicted model, not a curated record